This is a messenger RNA of Homarus americanus (American lobster), 492 nucleotides long. RefSeq lists its product as uncharacterized. Bases 1 to 492 code for a protein of 163 amino acids. The transcript has a single exon. NCBI's taxonomy places the organism in Eukaryota, Metazoa, Arthropoda, Malacostraca, Decapoda, Nephropidae. The record is from RefSeq and is a predicted model, not a curated record.
AUGGGCCUCCCAGAUGCCCUUCUACGUAGUGUUGGCCCUAUCAUGGGCCUCCCAGAUGCCCUUCUACGUAGUGUUGGCCCUAUCAUGGGCCUCCCAGAUGCCCUUCUACGUAGUGUUGGCCCUAUCAUGGGCCUCCCAGAUGCCCUUCUACGUAGUGUUGGCCCUAUCAUGGGCCUCCCAGAUGCCCUUCUACGUAGUGUUGGCCCUAUCAUGGGCCUCCCAGAUGCCCUUCUACGUAGUGUUGGCCCUAUCAUGGGCCUCCCAGAUGCCCUUCUACGUUGUGUUGGCCCUAUCAUGGGCCCCCCAGAUGCCCUUCUACGUAGUGUUGGCCCUAUCAUGGGCCUCCCAAAUGCCCUUCUACGUAGUGUUGGCCCUAUCAUGGGCCUCCCAAAUGCCCUUCUACGUAGUGUUGGCCCUAUCAUGGGCUUCCCAGAUGCCCUUCUACGUAGUGUUGGUCCUAUCGGCUGUAACUCGCCAGGCAGUUGGAACUAA